This is a messenger RNA of Leptosia nina, 987 nucleotides long. The record is from the annotation of a GenBank genome assembly. NCBI's taxonomy places the organism in Eukaryota, Metazoa, Arthropoda, Insecta, Lepidoptera, Pieridae.
AUGUACAAAAUUAUCUUCGUAAUUUCCUUAAAGUUGGUUAUAGCAAAUGUUUAUUUGAGUCAUGUUGACCAUAUGGAGUACUAUAGAAAUAGGACGCGGCCUUCGAAAGCGUUUAACAGUUUUUCCACGAGCUACUUCAACCAGAAUUUGUUACCGAAACCUGGAAAGGAAAAAGUGCAAUGUGGUACGAGAACAGUGGACUUCACGUUGAGGAGGGGGAAAAUCGUUGGAGGUUCCGAAGCACCAUAUGGAGCUUUUCCUUGGCAGGUAGAAAUCCAAAUGCUGGACCCAAAUAAGCUGGUCUUCGAUCACCACUGCGGGGGCGCUGUCAUCGCCGAAAGACUCGUUCUUUCCGCUGCUCACUGUUUUGACAAGCAACCAUUGGAGUUAGAACACAUUCGGCUGGUGGUCGGUGAGCACCGUCUGAAGAUACAAGAUAAGCAUGAGAACAGAUUCCUGGCGGAGAAGGUGGUUUCACAUCCGGAUUUUAGAAAAAAUGGGCCACACUCUAACGACAUCGCCGUGGUCCUGGUGGCGCGUUCAGGGUCUGGAGUGCAGUUUAAUUCGCAUGUGCGGCCUAUCUGCCUCCCAGAUAACUUAGAUAACACGGGAAGAUGGUGUGCUGUUAGCGGUUGGGGGUACCAGGAAGAGGGGACAGAACAAAAAUUUGCUCCAGUGUUACGUGCAGCUGCUGUUCCAAUAUUGGAUCUGGCGACCUGCAGGAAGGAUCAAAUCCUGGGCGGGAGACAGCAGACUAUACUUGACUCGAUGUUGUGUGCUGGUGUAUUAUCUGGAGGGGUGGACGCUUGCCGUGGUGAUUCGGGGGGCCCUCUCGCCUGCAUGGCUGGAAACAGGUGGCAGAUCCACGGUGUGGUAUCUUGGGGGUCAGGCUGUGCGCGGCGGUCCAGACCCGGGGUCUACACCCGAGUCGCUUCAUAUGUAAAUUGGAUUAGGAGUACUGCUGCAUUCUUGGGUCACAAGUUAUAG